CCUCCACUAGGUGGCGCUCUUUCAGUGUGAUUAAUGUGAUAUUCAGUCAGUGGUGAUGGUGGGAGGAGCCAGUAAAGCUGCUCAUUACUGAUGAAGAGCUGAAUAAAGAGGAAGUAACUAAAGCAGACAGAUGUAGAGACAGAGAGAUUCACACAGAGAUCAUUCAGCAUAAAGAAGACUGAACUCAACUCACAAUGAAGAUCCUCCUCAUCUUCUUCACUUUCUACCUGAUCUCAGGUGCAGUGAGAUGCUUCAGUGUCACUGGAUAUUCUGGAGGAAGUGUUCUUGUUGAUUCAUGGAAGUCUUGGUUCAGUGACUCUGAUAAAUACAUGUAUAGACUACAUGAGUGGAAAACAAUAAUAAAUGAUAUGAAACAUAAUAAAUGGAUUAAUGAAGGAAGGUUCUCUUUAUUUUCCGAUGAAUAUGGAGGCCUCAUGAUCUACAUUAGAGAAGUGAAUAUGCAAGAUGCUGGAACAUACAGGAUUGGGGUUAAAGGCAAAUGGUCCAUCGAUAUGACUUUGAAUGUGGAAGAAGCUAAAGUGGGCGUGUCUAGAGUGAGCAGCUACUCAGGAGGUGGUUUGAUGAUCAAGUGUGAACAUCCUCAAUACAAAACCAAACCAAAAUACAUCUGUAAAGAAUCAGAUGGAUGUUCAGAGAGGAAGAAUCCAGGAGUUCAGGAUGAAUGGAUGGAGAAUGGAGAUGUUUCUUUAUAUGACGACACCAGAGCAGGAGUCUUGAUGGUGUUUUUUAGAGAACUGAAAGCUGCAGAUGCUGGAACAUACAGGUGUGGAGUGAAUGUAUCUCACUAUACUGAGAGAUUCACUGAACUUCAGCUGAACGUCAAACACGAUGCAAAAUAUCCAAAGAAUGUGACUGAAUCUGUGUAUCUUGGUGAAGAAGUCAGCAUCACCUGUCAGAUCCCAGAGGAACAUGAAGUUAAUUUCUGCAAAGAGGAUGAUAAUCACAUCUGUCAAAACAUCAGCUCAUCUAAAGUGACACAAAUGAAUGGUUCAUCUGAGAGAAAUGAAGAGAGAGUUUUUACAGUGAUCAUCAGUAAUGUGAGUGUGAGAGAUGCUGGAGUUUACUGGUGUGGAGCAGAAACCAGAGACACAUAUUUGACUUUCAUCUCCCUGAACACUAAAAUUCAGCUUAACAUCACCAUGGCUCCAGUAGUGAGACAUGAAGGAGAAUCUGCUGAGAUCAUCUGCCCUUAUGAUUCAAUCUAUAAAUCAAAGUCAAAGUCUCUCUGUAAGGGGAAGUGCUCCACUAGAGACAGAAAUACUCUCAAUGAGACUGUGAGAGAAGAGAAAGAGACCAAGACUGACAGAUUGACUCUGAAUGAUGACGUCACUGCAAGUGUCUUCACUGGGACCAUCACUGGACUGACAGCAGAGGAUGCUGGGAAAUACUGGUGUGCAGUGACAUUAGAAAGAGACCUCAAUUAUCUUUACACUCAUCUGAUCAUCAUCAUGAACGAGGAGCUGAACUUGACUAAGUAUGAAGGAGACGACGUGUCAAUCCAGUGCAAACAUCAGGAUGAAGAUCAGAAAAGCUUCUGCAAAGCACAUGAAGCCUCCAUGUGUGUGAAGGAUGGAGUUUUAUUGGAGACGAUCAGAGAUGAUCGAUUCUCUUUCAGUGAUGAAGCAUCUACUGGAGUCUUUACUGUGAACAUCACUGAUCUGAGAGAAGAGGAUUCUGGGAUAUACUGGUGUGGAGCUCACGUCACCACUAAAGUCAGUCUCACUAUAAAAAAGGAUUUCUCCAUGAUCAUCAUUAUUAGUGUGUGUGUGAUUCUUCUGCUGAUCAGUGGAUUCACUCUGACUGUGUGGAAAAUAAAACACAAGAGACGAGGUGACACUUGGAAGAACCUCAACACCAGACAAGAGAAAGAGGAAGAAAAAUACAAUGAUCCUGGAACAGCCCAAAUGAACAGCAUUGGUGAUCUACCCACAAUCCCCUCUGAUGGGCUCCUGUACGCCACUGUCACUUUCCAGAAGUGUGAAGAGUCUCUCAGUGACGCUUCAGUCAGAUUCAGUAAGAAUGAGAUUUACUCUGAUUACGCCGCA
This is a messenger RNA of Labeo rohita (rohu), 2066 nucleotides long. RefSeq names its product polymeric immunoglobulin receptor-like. The transcript has 9 exons. The annotation marks the transcript as partial. The record is from RefSeq and is a predicted model, not a curated record. Lineage: Eukaryota; Metazoa; Chordata; Actinopteri; Cypriniformes; Cyprinidae.